CAGUGGCUGGUGGAUAGGGAGGGAGUGAUGAGGACAGACUGGCCCCCUGGCUGCAGGGCUGUACUCAGUGCUGUCCCAGGUGGUUCUGGUCCGAGGUUGUCUGGACUCCUGUAAGGAAUGCUCAGGGCCUCAGAAUGACCUGUGUCUGGAGUGCAGAACAGGCUGGACGCUCCAUGACAACACAUGUGUAGGUAAGUGGGACAGUGUGUGUGUGUGUGUGUGGAGAGAGAGAGAGAAUGUGUGUGUGUGUGUGUGUGUGUGUGUGUCUCAGAUAAAUGAAGAGAUGCAUCAACAUCUAAUAUCUUUCUAAAUGUUGGUGUAUGCGUUUAUAAUGUAUAAUGCUUCAAUUUAUAAUCAUACUGUGCUGUACUUUAUACAAAACCUGUUCUGUUGCUAUAAUACCUGUUGCUGUUGUGUUCCAGACAUAGAUGAGUGUGGCACAGAGCUGGGCCAUUGUCCCCCCAACACCUACUGCUUCAACACAGAGGGCAACUAUCAGUGCAGAGGUCAGUGCUGCUACCAGGGUUUAGAGGUCAGGAGCUCACUUCCUCCUCUUCAAGAGCCAAUCAGAAGUAUGGGGUGAAUCCUAACUUCCACUUAAGUCAACUUUUUGUUUCCCAAUGACAUAAUAAAGUUAAAAGUGAACUGAAAGUUUGCCCCUAAGACUUUCAAGAGCUUCAUUGUAUAGAUGAGAGGUGUCUUAAAUAGCACAGAGAUCCUAUUCAAUUUAACAUUUUAUAAUUCUAUGUUCAAUAAAAUGUCAUUCAGAAUCCUUAAGAUUUCUCCAGUUUGCUGUGUUCAAUUAGAUUAGGAACUCUGAAGCAGAAUCUCCUCUACCAUUAGUGUGAACUGUGAGCUGUGUAUGGGUGUUAUGUGUUGAUGAAGAUGUUUUGUGGUCUUCCGCCUGGCUGUGACCAGGCCUGUGUAAGCUGUUUGGGCGCUGGGCCAGCUCGCUGCAGGAAGUGUGCUACUGGCUACAGACUAACCGGAGCCAAGUGUUUAGGUAAGUGGCGUAGUUUGUAGGAGAAUAUGUAUAAGGAUGAGUUUUUCUCUCUUUCUCACAAAGAGAUGAAUGCAGUGAGUUUGUGUGUGUGUGUGUGUGCGUGUGUGUGUGUGUGUGUGUGUGGAGGGGGGGGGGGGUCUGUUAGUCAGUCUGUCUGUCUGUCUCUCUGUCUGUUUGUUUGUAGGUCUGUCUGUCUGUCUGUCUGAAUCUUAGUCCAUAAGUAUCCAUCUCUCUCUCCCUCAGAUAUAGAUGAGUGCAGUGAGCGGGUUCUGGCGUGUCCAGGGCUGGAUGAGAUCUCUACCAAUUUGGACGGUUCUUUCCACUGUGACUGUGCUGAAGGCUUCACACGCAAAAACAACGUCUGUGUGCAGAAACAGCUACCCAGAGGUAAGUGUUCUAACCACACAUGCUCACACCACGCACUGACACAUGCAUGCACAAACAUACAUUCUACACCGAAGAGAAGCCGCUUCGAACACCCAAAACUCUCCGGUUUUCCCCCGAGCCCCCCCUCCACCCCACCCCACCCCACAACCCCACCUCCAUGCCCACCAACCACCACCCCCACCCAGCCACCAUCCCCACCCAGCAGAGAUUCAAAAAAUAUAUAUUGUGAAGAAUGGAGUGGGUACAGUGCCUUCAGAAAGUAUUCACAACCCUUGACUUUUUCCAAAUGUUGUUGUGUUACAAAGUGAGAUUAAAAUAGAUUUUUGUCAACGAUCUACAUAAAAUACUCUGUAACAUCAAAGUGUAAGAAACAUUCUAACAUUUGUAAAAUAUAUAUAUAUCAUAUCUUCAUUAGAUAAGACACCCCUGAGUCAAUACUUUGUAGAAGCACCUUUGGCAGCUGUGAGUAUUUAUGGGUAAGUCUCUAAAGCCGGGUGUACACGACUUUCAAAAUCCUAACAUCGCUAAACCUCUCACAUUAAACAACCAUCUUUCCUGUAGUUUGCUUUGUCUUGCCAACGUAGUGGUGCGCACAUUAAACAAUGUGGCACCGACGGGGGUCACACACUACAAGAUUCUUCACUUGGUCUUCAGGAUUGUCGAUACCACACUGUCUCGCGAAAACAAUGAUGUGAUUAGAUUUAACGUACUGUAGCUACAACGAGCUGUGGCUCAAAGCAGCCUCAAACAUUUUCAGUCAGAUAUUCACGCUUGCCAUACAUAAAUGAAAUAUCUAGCCAACAUUUAGAAUUGAAUAAUAUUGCUUGUGAACUUCAGAGCUGUAACGAUUUGACGCUUUUGGCUUUGAUUAAAGGCAAGUACAAACGCAUACUAGUAGUAGUCAUCGCUCCUUUUCAAGAGUCUACACAUCUCACUGUCUUCUUCUCUGGUGAGAUCUCAUUGGUUAUUGCUCAUCACCGUUCUCAAAACUUGUUGUUGCACAUCUCACACUAAAAGAGCAUUGCAGACUUUGUGCUAAUAAAAUCAAACAUGUUUGAAAAUAUCGGGACGUCUGGGACUGCUCAUGGACGAGAUUGGUAGCCCUCAGAUUGCAUCUCUGACCCGCUCACAUUAAACGAGCGACAGUGACGGCUGCGCGCUCCGGAUUGUGCAACAUUUGCCCAUUAUUAUUUUAAACAUUUUUCAAGCUUUGUCAAAUUGCAACACCUGGAUUGUGCAACAUUUGCCCAUGAUUAUUUUCAACAUUUUUCAAGCUUUGUUGAAUUGGUUGUUGAUCAUUGGUAGACAACCAUUUUCAGGUCUUGAAAUAGAUUUUCUACAAGAUUUAAGUCAAAACUGUAACCCUGCCACACAGGAACAUUCACUGUCUUCUUGGUGUUUUAGGUUAUUGUCCUGCUGAAAGGUGAAUUCAUCUCCCAGUGUCUGGUGGAAAGCAGACUAAACCAGUUUUCCUCUAGGAUUUUUCCUGUGCUUAGCUCCAUUCCGUUUCUUUUUUAUCCUGGAAAACUCCCCAGUCAUUAAACCCCCUAAGGUUGAUGUCUGUGUCCCCAUGGAAAUCUAAUUAGCAUAAUAAAAAAAUACCCAUACAAAUCUGUCAGUUUAAGCUAGAGAUAUAUUUGCAUUGGAUGUGUCUCAAUCCACCGCAUCCUCAUAUGUCGCACUUCCUCAUCUACGGUGAAAGGUGACAGAGCUAGAGGGGUGUUUGUCAAACCAUGAGACAUCGCUAAAAUCGGUCUUCUCACAAAAUCGUUUGUAGCGCCGAAGGGUAGUUACUCCACAAUCGUCUGUAGUUACUCAGCAAUACUAACCUAAUUCACAGAGUGAAAAGAAGGAAGCCUGUACAGAAUACAAAUAUUCCAAAACAUGCAUGCUGUUUGCAACAAGGCACUGCAAAAAAUAUACUGUCAAAUCCUCCCAAGUUUCUAGUUUGAGCAGCUGUUAUAAGCAACUGAUAUUUUUGAAUGCGGUUGUCAUAUUGGCAUGUUUGCUAGCAACAAACGAUUUAGAUACAGUGAGGGAAAAAAGUAUUUGAUCCCCUGCUAAUUUUGUAAGUUUGCCCACUGACAAAGAAAUUAUCAGUCUAUAAUUUUAAUGGUAGGUUUAUUUGAACAGUGAGAGACAGAAUAACAACAAAAAAAUCCAGAAAAACGCAUGUCAAAAAUGUUAUAAAUUGAUUUGCAUUUUAAUGAGGGAAAUAAGUAUUUGACCCCCUCUCAAUCAGAAAGAUUUAUGGCUCCCAGGUGUCUUUUAUACAGGUAACGAUUUGCGAUCAGGAGCACACUCUUAAAGGGAGUGCUCCUAAUCUCAGCUUGUUACAUGUAUGAAAUACACCUGUCCACAGAAGCAAUCAAUCAAUCAGAUUCCAAACUCUCCACCAUGGCCAAGACCAAAAAGCUCUCCAAGGAUGUCAGGGACAAGAUUGUAGACCUACACAAGGCUUGAAUGGGCUACAAAACCAUCGCCAAGCAGCUUGGUGAGAAGGUGACAACAGUUGGUGCGAUUAUUCGCAAAUGGAAGAAACACAAAAUAACUGUCAAUCUCCCUCGGCCUGGGGCUCCAUGCAAGAUCUCACCUUGUGGAGUUGCGAUGAUCAUGAGAACGGUGAGGAAUCAGCCCAGAACUACACGGGAGGAUCUUGUCAAUGAUCUCAAGGCAGCUGGGACCAUAGUCACCAAGAAAACAAUUGGUAACACACUACGCCGUGAAGGACUGAAAUCCUGCAGCGCCCGCAAGGUCCCCCUGCUCAAGAAAGCACAUAUACAUGCCCGUCUGAAGUUUGCCAAUGAACGUCUGAAUGAUUCAAUGAUUCAGAACUGGGUGAAAGUGUUGUGGUCAGAUGAGACCAAAAUGGAGCUCUUUCGCAUCAACUCAACUCGCCGUGUUUGGAGGAGGAGGAAUGCUGCCUAUGACCCCAAGAACACCAUCCCCACCAUCAAACAUGGAGGUGGAAACAUUAUGCUUUGGGGGUGUUUUUCUGCUAAGGGGACAGGACAACUUCACCGCAUCAAAGGGAUGAUGGACCAUCAAAUCUUGGGUGAGAACUUCCUUCCCUCAGCCAGGGCAUUGAAAAUGGGUCGUGGAUGGGUAUUCCAGCAUGACAAUGACCCAAAACACACAGCCAAGGCAACAAAGGAGUGGCUCAAGAAGAAGCACAUUAAGGUCCUGGAGUGGCCUAGCCAGUCUCCAGACCUUAAUCCCAUAGAAAAUCUGUGGAGGGAGCUGAAGGUUUGAGUUGCCAAACGUCAGCCUCGAAACCUUAAUGACGGAGAAGAUCUGCAAAGAGGAGUGGGACAAAAUCCCUCCUGAGAUGUGUGCAAACCUGGUGGCCAACUACAAGAAACGUCUCACCUCUGUGAUUGCCAACAAGGGUUUUGCCACCAAGUACUAAGUCAUGUUUUGCAGAGGGGUCAAAUACUUAUUUCCCUCAUUAAAAUGCAAAUCAAUUUAUAGCAUUUUUGACAUGCGUUUUUCUGGAUUUUUUUGUUGUUAUUCUGUCUCUCACUGUUCAAAUAAACCUACCAUUAAAAGUAUAGACUGAUCAUUUCUUUGUCAGUGGGCAAACGUACAAAAUCAGCAGGGGAUCAAAUACUUUUUUCCCUCAUUGUAGCUUCUAGCCCAGUGUUUGAUAUGCAAUGCGAUCUCCUCAUAAUUAACAGUUGACGAGUGUCCUGACGAGAAGGCAAACUUUUAAAGCUAUGCCAGGCAAAAUCGGGCAUUAUCAGCUCAUAUUGUUAUGGAUGUAUUCGAAUGAAUUUCAAUAGAAAACAGCUACUUUGCUGUUUUUCUGUCUGCAGAGGUCGUGACUGUGUUAGCUGUAGCUAGCUGGCUAGCUAGCAAGCAAGGGAUAAGUACGUUGCCAGAGUGCAUGGCAACGGAACAUAAAGAACGAACGACUGGGUCGAGUCUCUAUCAACCAAAAGAUGAGAAAGUAUUAAUUAUCUUACAUAAAUGAAUAUAUCAACAAAAAAUGUAAUUUCUACCAGUAAAUGUGUGCUUAUAGUAUUGUUUUCUUUGGCAGCUGUGGUAUAAGUGGGAUAAACAGCUUAAACAACUGCAAUGGAAUAAACUUCACUGUUAUUCUGGCAGCAGAGGUCAUAUGACUGUGUAGCCGUAGCUAAUUGGCUAGCUAGCCAGCGAAAAAAUAGUAUUUAUGCUUUCAUAUUUUCUUUAUUUUUUGUAUUAUUCUAAUUCGAUUUCCACAUCGACUCUAGGGGGUUAAAGAUUAAUAUUAUUGCUAAGAGUAUUAUUAUAUUGUUGAUUGAUUGACUGUCUUUCCAAAUCUCCCAACAGUAGUAUUUGUAGGGUUAAUUUUAAGUGAAUGUUGUGAUUUUUCAGCCAUUCCUGAAACAAGCUACCUGGGGGCAAUACCAGACUAAAUGGUCUAAUGAUUCUUUCUCUUCACAGCAAAAUCUGCAGAGCUGAGACGGUUGUAUGCCCCAUAUAUUUAACAUUUUGUUGGUAGCAAGAAUGUUAUACAGUAAUUUAAAUGGAAAAAGUGUUGAAUCUUGCGUCGUUUUGUAUAUCAGCUCAUACACCUUGUACCAGUGAAUGGGUACAUCAAACGUUUCUUCCCAGCUAUUUUUGCAACCUGUAUGGCACAGCUGUCAACAUUUUGGUCCUCAAAUGAAACUGGCAUAUUUUUCUAUUUAUGCAAAUGUUUUUUUUUGCCAGUUUUGGUCCUUAAUAUAGGGCAGAUAGACCAGUUUCCUACUUCCUCCCUCUUCCACUUACCUCCUCCCUUUCUGCGGUAGUGCUUCAAUCAAUUGGUUGUAACUUUGGAUUGAGCAACCCUUCCCAUAUAUUUCCAUUAGCUGCAGGUGUGACAUAAUUCUACCAUUCCUAUUUAUAAUAUCAUAAAUAUAAUACCCUUUUUAAUCAUUUUAUGCAUAAAGAGAGGUUUUAUCAAUCAGUAUAUUUGAGUUUAACCAUAAUAUCUGUUGUAAUGUACUUUGAACAAGGUUUAAUUUUCUGAAAAUGAGAAGUAGCAAUCUGUAUAAAGGCAAAAAGGCCAUUUUUGAACAAGGGAUAAGCCUUUCUUAUGAAUCUACUGGAGAACAAGUUCAGGUUUAAGUUAAGCUUUUGUAUGAGUGAGGCUUUUAGUGAGAGGUUUAAUGCUUUAAUAUUUAAUCAUUUCAGCCCCCCAAACUGAUAUUCAUUAUAUAAAUAGGCAUGUUUCAUCUUGUCUGUCUUAGCAUUCCAGAUAAAGCGAAAUACGUUUUGCUCAUAUGAUUUGAAAAACAAAUCAUCUGGAGUAGGCAACGCCAUAAGUAAGUAAGUAAACUGUGAUAUGAGUUUAUCAGUGUAAUUUUUCCAUAAAUAGAAAACAGUGGAGGCUGCUGAGGGGAGGACGACUCAUAAUAAUGGCUGGAACAGAGCAAAUGGAAUGGCAUCGAACACAUGGAAACCAUGUAUUUAAUGUAUUUGAUACCAUUCCACUCAUUUCGCUCCAACCAUUACCACGAGCCCAUCCACCCCAAUUAAGGUACCACCAACCUCCUGUGAUAGAAAAGUAUUUACCUCUCCGUGGUUGCAGGAUCAUGUCUAUUUUUGUUACCUUUCUAUUGAAAUGUAUUGUGGUAAAUUAUUUUCUCCCUCCCUCCCUCCCUCCCCGCAGGUGUGGGUGAGAAGGGUCUGUUUGAGGACAUCCAGGAUGAAGAGGUGGAGGUUCUCCAGCAGAUGUUUUUUGGGGUGCUGCUCUGUGCUUUGGCCACCCUGGCUGCUAAAGGAGACAUGGUCUUCACCUCCAUCUUCAUGGGUGGAGUGGCGGCCAUAGCUGGAUACUGGCUCUCAGACAGGGGAGACCGCGUACUGGACAGCUUUCUGAAGGGACGCUAG
Coregonus sp. 'balchen' is the source of this 7246-nucleotide messenger RNA. The record is from the annotation of a GenBank genome assembly. NCBI's taxonomy places the organism in Eukaryota, Metazoa, Chordata, Actinopteri, Salmoniformes, Salmonidae.